UCGGGAUGGAGUGUCGAGGGCUGCUGGGCUCUCCUCCGUCAUUCCACUCUCCACUUAUUCCAGCACAGCUGCCUAGUUGAGAAGGGGUGAUCCUUUGGGGGCUGGCAGCUUUACUUAGGCGUCGGAGUAUGAAUAUUAUGCUAGAACCAAGAUCUCGCAGGAUAUAUUUUUUCUGCUGCCUGGUACUGGCUUCCUUCAUCCCUUCUUCAGCAGAGGACCACACAGAUGGGAAUCAUCAGCGAACUGCGCGCCUCGAUAGGAACAUGGUGCAAGAUAAGGACCACAUUCUGGAAGACUUAGAUGGUGUAAUUGAUAAACCAGAAUCUGAGAUGUCUCCACAAGAACUGCAGCUUCAUUACUUCAAAAUGCACGAUUACGACGGCAACAAUUUGCUUGAUGGGUUAGAACUUGCUACUGCCAUAUCCCAUGUACAUAAAGAGGAUGGUAGUGAACAUACCCAGACCAUGAAAGAAGAGGAUCUCGUUAGCUUAAUUGACGAUGUCUUGCGAGAUGAUGAUAAGAAUAACGAUGGCUACAUCGACUAUGCUGAAUUCGCAAGGUCACUGGAAUAAAGAGAAAACUACAAAAAACCGUUCUUGUUUGUGUGACCCAGUACAAUGUGAUUCUUAACUGCCUCUCUGCCAUAUGUUCCACUGUUUGGACUGCAAAACGAAUGGUAGGGAAAGUGUCAGCUUUUUUUGUAUCUUUAUAUUUGGGAGAGAACCUUAUGAUGGGGUCCAUUUGAUAACAUUGUUGUGCAAUAAGGUACCUUGUGUAGGUUAGCUCAUCAUUUGGCUGCAUUGGCUUAAAGGCUUAAGUUCCAAAGACUAUGGCCUGGAAACCACUUAGCUCCAGAAUAUCUUUCAAAGGGGUUUCUGAAGUACUACAAAGGCUCACAGCCCUGCAGUAAGUGAAGCAUCCCUCAGUGCGAGUCCUUCAAAACAAAUGUCUGCAGUAUUGUGAUCAAGAAGGUUUCUCUUUGUCUCAAAGAAACUAGUUUGAACACUGAUGUCUGAAAUGUCGUAACUGUUAAGUUGUAACUCACAAUCUAAUUCAGUGUUCAUGUUUCUUGUUAAGUCCUACAAAAAAGGAAUAUGGCGGCCCAGAAGACGUUUAAGCCGUUUCAAAGCCCACACCUUUUGGUUGAAAAGUUAAGCACAUGCUUAAAUCUCUUCUCAUAAAAUGGAUGUGAAUAAUUUAAGUGUUUAAACUUUGGCUGGUUUGGAUCCCACAUGAGACAACAUGGAAGGAGUUAGUGAAGCUGAUCUUUUCUUUGCCUUCCCUAAGCACGUUGAUGUUUGUUCUAGAACUCCUCUCUGAGGAUCAAGAGAGUCACUCUGCCGCUGGACAGGAUAUCAUUUGUUUGCUAGGUUUUCCUGAUCCUCAGAGGAUUUUUGGGACAAAAAGCAGGUUGCUUUGGAAAGAUAAUGGUGAGGAAAUACCUGCUCUGCCAACUCUUUCUGUUAACUCUCCUGCUGAUCCUAUCCAGUAUCUUUAAAUAAAGGGUUGCAAUGUAGUCAUGCGUCUGCCCUUCAUGUGUUUCCCUUUUUACUGUGUGUUGCUCUGUCCCAAAAUUAAAAAUACAUUAUAUCUUCUACGCCAUUAAUCCAGUAUUUUGUUUGGGAGUUCAUGUUUCAGAAAGUGUAGGUUAAAUACUGCUGUUCAGUGUGGUCCGCUAGCAAGAACUGUUCCUGUGUUAACAAUUGAAUGUUAUAAUUACAGCAAAAUGCUGCCUUGUUAAGGUUCUUACCAAUGUACCUUGACACAAAUUCAUGGUGUUAGUUUUACAGGAAAAAAAUAAAAAGUAUUUUCACAGCUAACUCUUUGAAAAGAGUCUUUAAAUACUUGAAUGGUCUGCUUACUGAAAAUGAUCACGGAACUCUCUGCCACUUUUGAUUCUGUAUCUAUUCAGCAGCCCUGUAUGGAUCUAAAGAGAGGUGAUGCUAUCUUGUUGUUUGACCUACUGUAUAAAAUGGAUCAGAAAGCAUUAUGUUUUAAACUAGAAUGUUAAGAAAGAGACAAAACAAACUGCUCUCUGUAAAUUGUAUAAAGACUUAUUUUCUGUAUAAAAGUAUUCUUAUAUGAAGUGCAUUUGUAAAAAAAAGUUUCCUUUUGUUAAUUGUGUAACAAAAGUUACUUGUACUAUGUUCUUGUAACAUCUGACUUAUUAGACACAUUUGUAUAAUGGUUUAUGCUAAAUACAAAAGCAAUAAAAUUCAAAGUGCUGCAACUUGGUUCUUCUUCAAAUUCAGGAACCAAAGUGACUGCAUAUGUCCAUUUCAUUUCUAUUUGCUGUGAACCAUGUUCAGCCUUACCUUGGACCAGUCUUUAAUGACCUGAGCCAUGGUUGACUUCCCAGCAGCUUCUCACAAUCUUCAUUAGAGCUCUGCUUCUGGAGCAUUUGCAGAACUGUAAACAUUGCUCUUCAAGGAUAGGAGGAAAGAAAUUAGUGACUGGAUGUUAAUAGUCACUGUAUAGUCCUGCACAAUAGUCACUAGACAAUAGUCCUGAAGACGGUACAAAGGCCCACUAAUGGAUUCUUAAUUGAGGGUGCACUGUAACACACAAAGCACUAAACUAAAGCAUAUUUCUAACCAGGUUAUAGCAUUUCAUUAUGAAAGGCAUCGACACUUAACUCAGUUCACGGAAGGAUUUCCCUCCUCUCUUCCCCCAGUGAACUGGAGCUGAACUCUCCUUUGUCAAAGAUAACUGGUCUGAAAUGAGUGGUUCAGUAGCCUUUCCGUAUUUACGGUCAUAAUUAGAAAGUGUUGUUGGCUUCCACAGUGAGGAAGGAUGCAAAAGGGACUAUUGGCCAGAAAUCACCACAGGGAGAAGAGAAGGUGCCAGGGCUAGUAGCAGUAGUACAGGAGAAUCUAUGGGCAUGGGGAAUGAUUGCCACUGGCACAAUAUUACCUGCAUCUUUCUGCUCACCUCCUCUGAUAUAGCAAUAUGGUGCUGAAGAAGUUGAAAACGAAUCCUAUGCAUCUUCAACAAAGGGCACUGAAUAAUUAUGGGCUACAGGCAGGACUGUGUAGAUCAUCAUGGGCAUUAAUCAUGCUACAUGCACACCAGUCUAGCAAGCAAAAUCUAUGUGCAGUUUCUGCUCAUAGAUUCUCUUUCUGGAUCAGUAACUAAUCACAGUAGAUGAGGAUGCACGUUGGCAAUGCAACACAUAUUCAGAAAUGACAUGCAAUUGUUCCCUCCCAUUUGCACAACAAGGUGUAGGUAGAUGUCUCCUAUCCAAGUUGCAAUAUGGAUAAGAGUGCAUAUUCAAAGCUUGCGUAAUGUUUUGUGUCAAUUUUGUUGAUCCUAAUGAAAGGUAUUGCAUGUAUUUUGUUCUUGAUAAAACAAAGGAAUAUUUUGUUCUUUAGCCACUAGAUGGCAUCUAUAUCAUACUACAUCAUAUUCACCACCUUAGUAUAAACUUUGACUAUUGAAUGAAGUCAAUAAACUUUCUUCUCUCCCAAUAAAUAUCA
Eublepharis macularius is the source of this 3476-nucleotide messenger RNA. It is a transcript of the gene MCFD2, whose product is annotated as multiple coagulation factor deficiency 2, ER cargo receptor complex subunit. NCBI's taxonomy places the organism in Eukaryota, Metazoa, Chordata, Lepidosauria, Squamata, Eublepharidae. The transcript has 4 exons. The record is from RefSeq and is a predicted model, not a curated record. The coding region runs from base 129 to 572 and encodes 147 amino acids. Gene Ontology annotation, molecular function: calcium ion binding.